AUGUCAGGCUCGUUUCCUCGAGUUGUUGUUACUGGUAUGGGUGUUGUGUCACCAUUGGGCGUUGGGAUUCGAACACAUUGGCAACGUUUGUUAGAUGGUUAUUGUGGUAUUGUAAAACUGAGUGACACUGCAUAUGAUCCAGUUCCGUGCAAGAUAGCCGCACGUGUCCCAUCGAAUGAACUUGAUUUAUCUUCAUAUCGUCAAACGAGUUAA
Messenger RNA from Didymodactylos carnosus, 213 nucleotides. The record is from the annotation of a GenBank genome assembly. Lineage: Eukaryota; Metazoa; Rotifera; Eurotatoria; Philodinida; Philodinidae.